AGUCAAACUGCGCAUGGGAAACAUGUUAACUUACGAUAUGAUAAUAGAAAACGAUGCUCUAAAUUCAACAUCAUUAAAGAAGCUAUUUUUCGGAAGCUACAUAAGAGUGUCCAAGAAAACCUUUAACCACAAAACUCUCUUUAAGAAAUGUAAACAGCUGACAAAUUUAGAAAUGUCAACCUUUGAUUUCUCCGUAUUUUCCGGUGAUGACUUCCGCGACAUGCUGUCUCCCCUGACACAUCUCCAGGAGCUUAUUUUGCGCCAAACAAUGCUGUAUACUGUUCCUGAUAUCUCCAUAUUUCCCAGUCUUAUAAGUCUAAACUUAGAAGAAAAUUGGAUUCGGCAGGUACACAAAGAUGAUUUUCAAAACAACUCACGACUUGAAAAGAUAAGCUUUAGAAAAAACCAACUUACAACAGUUCGAGAAGACUCAUUCACAGAUGUAAUAUGGAAACAACCCAACCUCUCCAUAGAUAUAUCGCAUAAUCCCUUUGCUUGUGAUUGUGAUCUUGAAUGGUUUAUCAAUUGGGCAUACGGAAAAGGGAUAAUAUUGAAAAACAGCGAUUAUCAAUGCGAUUCCCCAAAACAGUGGAAGGGAACUCGACUUGAUGUUCACAUUGAAAGUCUAAAGACAAGCUGUCAUCCGUUUAGCACAUUGCUUGUGACAAUGUUAACAGUGUGUUCUUUUAUGUUUAUAUUUGUUUUUAUUUUGAUUCUUGUCUGGAAGUUAAGGUGGGAUGUUAAGUAUUAUCUUCACAAAUGGACAAACAGAAGAAGUAAAUAUCAAGCACUUAUUGAAAGGGAGUUAAAGGAAUACGACGGAUUUGUUGCAUACAACACGCGUGACCGGAAAUGGAUUAUGUCUGAACUUGUCGAUGUCAUGGAGAAAAAAGAAAACUACAAACUUUGUCUCCAUGAGAGAAACUUUUUACCGAGCUGUGCUCACGUUGAUAACAUACUUGAAAGUAUUGAAGCCAGUAGGAAAUUCAUUUUGGUACUUUCUAACAACUUCAUGGAGGAUCAGUGGUGCAAUUACGAAACCAUCAUUGCCAAUCAUAAGUUAGCAGAUGGAAAUGGGGACAGAGUUUUUCUUAUUUUGUUGGGGAAAAUAAGCUCUAAACAUUUUACAGUAGCACUGAAAACUUUGUUAAAAUCUGUAGAAAAUGCGGAAUGGACUGUAAACGAAAACGGAAAGAAAUUGUUUUGGAAUAAACUGAAAAGUUUUAUGCGUUAAUAAGUUUGAAUAAAGGGAAGUGUAGGUAAUUACUGAUUGUAAUUGCUCAUAAUGAAUGAACAGUAUUACAUUUAGGACCGUUGUAUGUCUUCUGCGUUGGGUAUUUUCUUUUAUCAGGAAAUAAAAAGUACCUGCUUACCA
This is a messenger RNA of Saccostrea echinata, 1375 nucleotides long. RefSeq names its product toll-like receptor 2 type-2. Lineage: Eukaryota; Metazoa; Mollusca; Bivalvia; Ostreida; Ostreidae. The record is from RefSeq and is a predicted model, not a curated record. Gene Ontology annotation, biological process: toll-like receptor signaling pathway; innate immune response. The transcript has a single exon. Gene Ontology annotation, cellular component: membrane. The coding region runs from base 14 to 1234 and encodes 406 amino acids. Gene Ontology annotation, molecular function: transmembrane signaling receptor activity.